GAGGGCAGAAGCCUUUUCCGCUUGCCACGUCAACUUCCUUCCCUGUUCUGUUGUUGCCCGAUAACGCACACUUCCAAUUAAUUGAUUUUUUUCCAUUUCCACUUCCUUGCUGUUUCUUCAACCUCUCUCUCUCUCUUCCCCCCCGGCCUCUUAAAUCUAGCGGGCAAAGCCCUUGCAUUCUCGCCUCGCCCAUCAUGAACAUCUUCAGAUUCGCUGGCGACAUGACUCAUCUCAUCAGCGUUCUCGUCCUCCUCCUAAAAAUCUACGCCACCAAAUCGUGCUCAGGGAUUUCGCUGAAGACUCAGGAGCUCUACUCUCUGGUGUUUGUGACCCGCUAUUUGGAUCUGUUCACUGACUUCAUCUCCGUCUACAACACGGUAAUGAAGGUGGUGUUCAUUGGGAGCUCGCUUGCUAUCGUCUGGUGUAUGCGGUGGCACCGAGCUGUGAAGCGGUCCUACGACCGUGAGCUCGACACGUUUCGCCAUUUCUUCCUCGUGGCGGCCAGCUUCGUCUUGGCACUGUUUGUGCACGAGAAGUUCACAUUUCAAGAGAUCUUCUGGGCUUUUUCGAUAUACUUGGAGGCAGUGGCAAUUCUUCCCCAAUUGGUUUUACUGCAAAGGAGCGGAAAUGUGGACAAUUUGACUGGACAAUAUGUUCUCUUUCUCGGGCAGUGGGUUCCUGCAGCAGCUGCAGUUGGACAACCACUGAGUGGUGAAGGCAGCUGGCAAUUUGGUGAUGAACAAGGAUGUUUUGUAGCUGAACAGGAGGAUUCUGUGGCUGUGAGGCUGCUUUGGAACUGACGCAAUGCUUUGAAUCAUGCUGCGGACUUCAUGAUUGUAUGAUGGCAUUGAAUUUCAAGGAUGGAUUAAAGUUAGACUGAUAUCAAAUUUGAUGCAGAAUUAGAAAGAGGAGGAGGAGGAGCAGAAGUAGGAGACAGAGGAGAGAAGAGAAGACUUGCAGCUGAGAAGAUGGAGGAUGAAGAAAAGAGAAACACUAGAGAGAAGAAAAGGGAGAAGGAAGAGAGAAGAUUGGAGGCAAGGAAAAUCAAGCAUGAGAAGAAAGAUGCAGGAAAGAGACAAAGGAGGGGGAAGAAGAGGAGGGCUUCAAAUAUCUAACUUUUAUCAUACUCAAAAUCUUGUUUUUUGAUUAUCCGGUUAUUCGUAUUCAUGGAUUAAAGCUUCUAAACUAAUUAGAACCCUUUCAAAAAUAAUCCUACUACAUGAAGUUUAUCAUAAAAUCUAUUAAUAUUCAAAAUACAAAAAAUUAUAAUGCUCUAAAAUUUCUAAAUCCUAACUAAAUACAAUGGUAUCGCACAAAAAGGGUCUUAGAAUGGAAGAAUUGAUUUUGAGCUGCUUACUUUACUACUUGCGCCCGCGGGGGGGGGGGGG
Molecule: messenger RNA, 1388 nt
Organism: Diospyros lotus (date-plum)
Lineage: Eukaryota; Viridiplantae; Streptophyta; Magnoliopsida; Ericales; Ebenaceae
Product: ER lumen protein-retaining receptor A-like
Exons: 4
Coding region: 195-800 (201 amino acids)
Biological process (GO): endoplasmic reticulum to Golgi vesicle-mediated transport; protein retention in ER lumen
Cellular component (GO): endoplasmic reticulum; cis-Golgi network; membrane
Molecular function (GO): ER lumen protein retrieval receptor activity
Source: RefSeq, a predicted model, not a curated record